Candidula unifasciata is the source of this 448-nucleotide messenger RNA. The record is from the annotation of a GenBank genome assembly. Lineage: Eukaryota; Metazoa; Mollusca; Gastropoda; Stylommatophora; Geomitridae.
AUGGCCGACAACAGGUUCAAUCAAGUGCCAGCCUAUGUUGCCAGUGGAGGUUUCCCAGUAGGUCAACAAAACCCUGCUAUGAAUGGUAUGCAGGGUAUAAACCCCUACUUGCCAGGAGGGAUGCCAGCAAGCCCCAUGGUGCAGCAACAGAUGAUGAUGGCAUCUGGCAUGAGGUAUCCAAUGCAGGGCCUGCACAUGGGAGUUCCAUCAACUCCACCUCCACCUUACAGCGCUCACACCCCCAGUCCUGGGGUGACUAGCUUCCCAAGCAGACCAAGAACCUCACUGCACAAGGCCAAGAUGGGACCGCUGUCAGAUAAAGAAAGGUUCUUCGAGGAGCAACGACAGAAGAUGCGCUUGUUUGGAAAACCUGGCACUGUCAAAGUUGAUGCUGACAAGCUCAUCGGCUCAAUGUUUGGCCCAGACGUGAAACAGGCACAGGUCAAAA